This is a messenger RNA of Leptidea sinapis, 4667 nucleotides long. It is a transcript of the gene Ndae1, whose product is annotated as electroneutral sodium bicarbonate exchanger 1. Gene Ontology annotation, biological process: bicarbonate transport; monoatomic anion transport; transmembrane transport. The record is from RefSeq and is a predicted model, not a curated record. The transcript is spliced from 13 exons. Lineage: Eukaryota; Metazoa; Arthropoda; Insecta; Lepidoptera; Pieridae. Gene Ontology annotation, cellular component: plasma membrane. Gene Ontology annotation, molecular function: sodium:bicarbonate symporter activity; solute:inorganic anion antiporter activity; monoatomic anion transmembrane transporter activity. Bases 190 to 3657 code for a protein of 1155 amino acids.
GCUCCUAGAACAUGCGUUGCUUCUGCAACAAACAACAUCUUUACUUUGAUGCAACCAUAAAUACAUAACGAAAGAUAUUCUACACGUUCUCUGUUGAUUUGUGAAGUGUUCGUAACAGAAACAAUGGACAGUUUUAUUCAAUAAGUGUCACUGAACGAGAUUUGAAAGGUGAUCGAAAGAUUGUCGAGCAUGGACUCCAGAGGUGAUGAAGACGAGCCCCCACCAGAUCCUGCAGCACGCAAACACAACCACCAUGAUUACACUGAACAGGAUUUUGAAGGCCACCGCGCUCACACUGUGUUCGUCGGGGUCCACGUACCAGCUCGGAGGCACUCCCACCGGAAACACAAACAUCAUCAUCGCACUGACAAAGACCCUGAGAGACCCAUUACACCGCCAGCUCAAAGAGUUCAAUUCAUACUGGGAGAAGACAUUGACGACUCAACUAUGGAAUCGCAUCCACUGUUCUCUGAGAUGGAAGAGCUGGUUAAGGAGGGUGAUGAACUUGAGUGGAAAGAGACAGCUCGAUGGAUUAAAUUUGAAGAAGACGUGGAAGAAGGAGGCAAUCGUUGGUCGAAGCCUCAUGUUGCAACUUUAUCGUUGCAUUCACUGUUUGAACUUCGAAGUUUAAUUCUUAAUGGAUCAGUCAUUCUUGAUAUGGAAGCAAAUUCCUUGGAACAAGUUGCAGAACAUGUCUUGGAUAGUAUGGUAGUAGAUGGGUUUCUCGGAUAUGACAAUAGAGAAAAAGUUAAAGAUGCAUUAUUACGUCGCCACCGACAUCAACACGAGAAAAGAAAUCAUAACAAUAUGUCCAGAUUACCGCUGAUUAGAUCUUUAGCAGACAUUGGAAGAAACCAUUCAUCAUGUAAAAAUUUCCUGGAUAAUGAUCCUCGUCAUUCAAGCUCGGGCGGACGAGGACAUUCUUCGUCUCCUCAAACUACUCUUUUACAAGCAAGCGACUCAAGAGGCUCUUAUCUAGCUGUCCCAGGUGCGCCACAUGAAGAGGGUAUGGUCAAAAGUCCAAGCGGUGCUUCUAUGAACCACGCCCAAAAUGAUAUAUUUAUAAAUGGAGAUCUUAACCAUAAGAGUAAUACACAUUUUAUGCGGAAGAUACCCCCUGGAGCCGAAGCUUCUAAUAUUCUGGUUGGUGAGGUGGAUUUUCUAGAGAAAACUCUUUCCGCCUUUGUUAGACUGAAAACAGGAACUAUUAUGGGAGAUUUGACAGAAGUCCCAGUCCCCACCCGAUUUAUGUUCGUGCUUCUUGGACCACCAAACAGUAAUUCAAGUUUUCAUGAAAUCGGACGAGCAAUGGCAACAUUAAUGUCAGACGAAAUAUUUCAUGAAGUCGCUUAUCGCGCUAAAAAGCGUGACCACUUAUUGGCUGGAAUCGAUGAAUUUUUAGAUGCUGUGACUGUUUUACCACCUGGAGAAUGGGAUCCAGCUAUAAGAAUAGAACCCCCAGCUGCUAUUCCUUCACAAGAUCCUCGAAAACGUCCAAAUGAGAACAAUUUAAAAGAAGAAUCCGACGAAGAAGAAGAGCAGAGACAACGUGAAGAGUCUGGAUUAGCAAGAAGUGGAAAAUUGUUUGGUGGUUUGAUAAAUGACCUUCGACGUAAAAUGCCUUGGUACUGGUCAGAUUUUAAAGACGCUCUGGCAUUACAAUGUAUUGCAUCUUGGAUUUUUUUGUAUUUUGCUUGUUUAUCUCCUAUUAUAACAUUCGGUGGACUUUUAGGGGAGGCGACAGGCAAAAAUAUGGCUGCAAUGGAAUCUCUUAUAUCUGGUUUUGUGUGUGGCAUGGGCUAUGGAUUCUUUUCAGGACAACCUCUAACGAUUUUAGGAUCAACAGGGCCAGUGCUUGUAUUCGAAACGAUAGUAUUUGAAUUCUGCAAGCAGAUAGGGUGGGAUUACAUGGCGUUUAGGUUUUGCAUUGGCACCUGGAUUACAAUAAUAUUAAUUAUAUUGGUGGCAAUCGAUGCGAGCGCAUUUGUGUGCUACAUAACGCGAUUUACAGAAGAAAAUUUUGCCACUUUAAUAGCUUUCAUUUUCAUUUAUAAGGCUGUUGAGAAUGUUAUUUCUAUUGGGAAAAAAUAUCCACUCAAGACACGCCCCGAUGAAAUACUAAAUUAUGAGUGCUAUUGUUUACCAAGCAAUUACUCCAGAGUGUCUGAACAAUUUAAUUGGACAAGCGUUGACAAGGAGUCUUGUAAAAUUUACAAUGGAACUUUGGCUGGCGUGGGAUGUGAUACAAAAGUUUACGUACCAGACGUUUAUUUAAUGUCAAUUAUAUUAUUCCUCGGAACAUUUACAAUAUCUAUAAUUCUUAAGGAUUUCAAAAACUCACUGUUUUUCCCAUCUAAGGUUCGUCAGAUAAUCAGCGAUUUUUCAGUUAUAAUUGCGAUAUUAUCUAUGUCAUUUUUGGACUACAGAGUUGGAGUUAAAACGCCGAAAUUAGAAGUUCCAUCGGAAUUCAAACCAACAUUGCCUUCAAGAAACUGGGUUAUAACACCAUUUAAUGGCAAUCCUGUAUGGUCUGCAUUUGUGGCCAUAUUGCCCGCACUCUUAGGCACUAUUCUUAUAUUUAUGGAUCAACAGAUUACUGCAGUUAUUGUUAAUCGAAAGGAAAAUAAACUGAAGAAAGGAUGUGGCUACCAUCUUGAUUUAUUUGUAUUAGCAAUUUUAAUUCAAAUAUGUUCCGUAAUGGGUUUGCCUUGGUUUGUCGCGGCUACCGUGUUAAGUAUUAACCACGUGAACUCUCUAAAAGUGGAAUCUGAGUGUGCAGCACCUGGCGAAAAGCCUCAGUUCUUAGGCGUAAGAGAGCAAAGAGUUACCCAUAUAUUAAUUUUCUUGAUGAUUGGAUGUUCGGUUGUUCUCACGCCAGUUUUAAGGCAUAUACCAAUGCCAGUUCUCUUUGGAGUAUUCUUGUAUAUGGGAGUAGCCUCACUCAAGGGUCUCCAAUUCUUCGAUAGAAUACUCAUCAUGUUUAUGCCACAAAAAUAUCAGCCCGAUCAUAUGUUUCUGCGCCAGGUGCCAAUUCGUCGUGUACAUCUAUUCACAUUGAUACAAUUGGCAUGCCUUAUCUGUUUGUGGGUAAUAAAAUCGUUUUCAACUACUUCCAUCCUGUUUCCACUUAUGUUGAUGGUGAUGAUUGGUAUAAGAAAGGCAUUAGACUUGUUCUUUACAAGAAGAGAAUUGAAAAUCCUGGAUGACGUCAUGCCAGAAAUGUCAAAGAGGAACCUUGAUGAACUGCACGAGCUUGGUAACGGAGAGGACGACCACAAAUGUAAUUCACCAGGAUAUCAAGACAAUAUUCAAAUCCCCCUAAUUAACGGAAACAUCAUGAACAUCCCCUUGACGUCUAUAAAUAUAUCUGAAGAAAUGAAUAAAACAGGAAUUUGGAAGCAAGUUAAUAAUACCAAUAUUACCAUAAAUGACAGUGACGGCAAAGAAAUGAAGCAAAAACCUAUUAAAAAGAUAAUUAAACAUAAGAAGCUAAUGUCAAGGAGUGCACAAUCGGAGAUCGAGAAACGUCUAUCGACAAUGGACGAAGUUGAGGAAGACGAUUCUAUCAAGAGUGAUCUAAUAAAACGAAAGGAUUCUUGGACCGGAAUAAAGACGAGAGAACGGAAACACAGCGCAUCUGCUGAAACCUCUGUGUAAACGAUGAGAUAUAUAAAAAAAUCUUAUUACUCUAUCAAUUUGAUAUUAUUAUAAUAGUUACGGUUAUUUGAUUGGCAAGGUCUGUGGUCUGGUAGGUUGUGUUGCUAUUUGUCUUAACUGUCAACAUAAACAAGAUAACUGUUAAAUGAAAACUAAAUUAUGUAGUUUAAUUAAAAUUAAGUUGUAGAAUAAUAAGCUGAUAAUUGUGUGGUGGUAAAUGGCUGUGUGUCUCGUAUUGUAUAAUUAAGGAUCGAUCCAGUGAACUUUUAGUAGUAUUGUCCAUAAAUUAAUAGAUAAUAAAUCAAUAUACCUUCAGCACUUCUUUACGGUGACGAAUAUCUUACGAGCACGUUGCAUACAGAAUAAAGAAUCGUAUGUUAAUUGUUACCCUGCAACCACGUAGCCCAAUCGUAAUAGAGCGCUCUGAUUGGAUGAUUGUUGAAAUGCAGUGUUUCGCUCAUGCUAUUGGUCGAAAUGGAUUAAAUUUUUCAGGUAUAUGCAAUAACCAAUUAACCGGCGCUUUAGUGUUGUGUUAUUUGUCAAUGUGGUUGUUAGAAUUAGCUUAUUAUCCUGAGACGAAUCUAUGGUAUUUUAGUCAAUUUUUACUAAUAAAUCUGUCUAUUGUAAUUAUGUCUAGAAUAUAAAGCACAAAAUGUAUUAUACAAUAUUUAUUAUGGAAUAAGUUAAUAGAUCGUAGAUUUUUAGGGAUAAGUUUAUUAUUUUGUUAAUUUUUUUUUUGUUUUAUAAAAUUUAAACAUUAAAUUUGUUAUUUUAGGUUUAAUUAUCGAUAAUUAUUAUUGUAGUUAUUUGAUUAACAGGAUGCAUUAAAUAUUAAAAUAUAAGUCAUUACCGAAAUAGAAACAAGUGCCAAUAAUUAUAACACCAGUAGUUUUAGUUUAGAAAAAUUAACAAUCGUAAAAAUGUUAACUGUAAGAAACUCCUGUCUUCGUUUUUAGACAUUAUUAGUUAAAUGAAAAAAUAUCACACCACGGAAUGAAUAUAUAGAUAGG